Schistosoma intercalatum is the source of this 712-nucleotide messenger RNA. NCBI's taxonomy places the organism in Eukaryota, Metazoa, Platyhelminthes, Trematoda, Strigeidida, Schistosomatidae. The record is from the annotation of a GenBank genome assembly.
AUGGUUAAUUUCCCCUCAAUACGUCUGCUUAAAUGCACUGUUGGAUCUGCAUUUUGUUCAGUGCCGUUUUCACGUUUAUUAUCAAAUACAACUACUUAUCCGGAGUACGGAAUUACAAAUAUUCAAGAUGAUAGUGAUUUUGACAAACGUGUAUUAAAUAAUUCCGCACCCGUCAUUGUUGACUUUCAUGCUAAAUGGUGUGGACCUUGUAAAAUUUUAGGUCCAAGGUUGGAAAAUAUAAUGAAAUCGUAUAUGAAUUCUGUGCUACUCGCUAAAGUUGAUGUCGAUCAGUUAGAUACUGUUGCCGAAAAAUAUAAGAUUAAAGUUGUUCCAACUGUGAUUUCCAUCAAAAAUGGCAAAGAAAUUGAACGUUUUGAAGGAGCCAAAGAAGAGGAAUUCAUUAGACGUAAAAUAGAAUAUGUAUUAGCGCAUAAUGGUUAGACGCGACAAUUCAAUAUAAUAACGUCUGAAUUGAUAAUUUUCUUCAACUAAUCAACCAAUUAAUAGAUUUCCUAUUGUUCCCUUGUUAUUAAAUAUUUUAGGAUGUUUUAUGUGUGCAUCUCUUAAAAUGUAUGAUUGUUAUAUAUGAAACUGGUUGCAUUAAGUUUAAGUGUAACUAUACUUGAUCAUUAUUGUGUGCUUUUUGUUUCCUGUAAGUGAAUGAUAUCUUCAAACUAGUCAUAGUUUAAUGAAUGAAAAAUUAUUGAAAUAA